CUUGAACACUAAAUUAAUUGUAUGAAUUCAAACAUUUAUAUUCCGUUAACGACUAUAAAGUAGAGUCUUAAAGAUUCGGGUAAAAAAUAGACCAGACUUUUUUACAGAGAAUGCUUCAAACCACCAAAAUGCACUACACGCUGCUGAUUCUUGUUAACGUUUUAUAUACCGUUACAGGACAUGAUGAAAAUGAUCCAAAAAUAUCGAAGCUUCAAGUAAAUGCAGAUCGCGAAUGGAAAAUUCAGGAAGACAUUGCGAAAAACCUUGCGACUUUGUCAGCAGAGGUAGACCGUCUAAAGGCGCAGGCUGACAAUCUGGAACGUGAAGGGGCUAAACAUCGGUCAUUGGACACCGCAGCCCUUCGUCAGCAACAUCGGCUUGAAAGAAUUGAGAAACUGGUAAGAGAUAUCAGAAAUCUGGAAGAUUAUCUUACCGAUGAUGGUGCGCUGGACAAACAUUUUGUCAAUUUAAACGUCACAGUGGAGAAGGAAAUUGACGCUAAAAUAAAGGUAGUAAACGAUCGAGUCGGACAGAUGAAUGCGAAGAUCAAAGAAGACCUCGGAGGUGUUGGAACCAUAACCGAUCGGAUAGAACAGACGGCUGAUAAGCGUAAUGUGGUUGUUGGAGGUGUGGUCUAUUACAUGGGGAUAGGAAGCGCCUGCACGGAGGAUGUGGACAUUUGUCGAGUCGGGAAGAGUGAAUGUAGAGAGGGUAUCUGCCAGUGUGAGCCAGGUUUGAGCUCCGAUAGUCUUCGACAAACGUGUGUUGACAAAUGCGAAGGUGGGUACGGUCGAAGCUACCAGACCGUCAAUAACUACGCUAUUCGAGGCUACAACAACAUGGAGUUGUUGAAUGUAACGCUCGAGAACUGCAAGGCAAGAUGCGAAGCGGCCAACGCGUUCGUUUGCAGGACAUUCGACUAUUUUCCUGACUGGAAGUCCUGCUACUUGUCUGAGAAAGUGAAAAGCGAUGUUGAACCGGUGAAAGCCUUUCCGAGCAAUGAUGGCACAUACGAUGCAGAUCUGGAUGUACGUGACAAAGAGGAUGGAUGGGAAUACAACGGAGCUGCGAUUCACUUCCAGAGAGAUUGCAGGAUUUAGAGAGAACUUUAUGGGGACUAACAAUUCAACAUUUCUCUUAAACAAUAUUUUAAAAGAGGAGUUAUUGGAAUAUAUUCAAAUGCAUUUGUGUCCUUUUCAGUUGCCUUGCAAAACACACGUAUAAUAAUAUUAAGAGUGCGUGUUUGAGUACAAAAUUAAGAGGAAAUGUACAUGUGGUUAUGUUUUAUAUGAUGUUCUUCUUUUUAAUAACAAAUAUUCGUCAAUAGAUUCAUGUGCCUUCCAAAAUACGAACAUAUGUAUUAUAUAAUAACAUAAAAAAUUCGAAAGACCGAAAUACCGUUUCAAUAAGUUAUCUAAUUGAGUUACGACUCGUUAGCCAGUUGCGAUGCUCACAAUUAAGAUUGUGUGUUUCAAACAACCAAUACCAAUAAUAAAUUGGUGUACGAAUCGCAAACUUACGAAUGGCGGUUUAUUGUAAUGUCAUUCGGUGUUAGAAAAUGGUUUCGCAUAGACAACAUACGUCAUAUCAUGUACGCGUAUCAACGCUAGCUACAAGAUAGGACGCACAUACUUAAAUGUACGCAAUAAACCUAUAUAAUAACAUGAAA
Dreissena polymorpha is the source of this 1669-nucleotide messenger RNA. RefSeq lists its product as uncharacterized. The transcript has a single exon. The record is from RefSeq and is a predicted model, not a curated record. Bases 111 to 1100 code for a protein of 329 amino acids. Lineage: Eukaryota; Metazoa; Mollusca; Bivalvia; Myida; Dreissenidae.